Scheffersomyces amazonensis is the source of this 2442-nucleotide messenger RNA. RefSeq lists its product as uncharacterized. The transcript has a single exon. Gene Ontology annotation, molecular function: RNA binding. Gene Ontology annotation, cellular component: cytoplasm. Bases 1 to 2442 code for a protein of 813 amino acids. The record is from RefSeq and is a predicted model, not a curated record. NCBI's taxonomy places the organism in Eukaryota, Fungi, Ascomycota, Pichiomycetes, Serinales, Debaryomycetaceae.
AUGAAUACUACUAUUUUAAACUUUGAAUAUAGCUUCAUAAUAGAUCCCAAAUUUACCAAACCAAAUUUAAUAACGUACUUUGAAUCAAGUCCUCAAAUAUGGAACGAAUAUGUUAAUGAACAAACGAGAUCUUCUUAUAGAAUGAUUGAUAAUUUAUAUAAUUUAAAACAAAUUAUUCAACAGAUAAAUACUCAACAAACUAAGAAUGGUAAUUAUAUAAAUUUAAUAGAAAAUAAUCAAUUAAUAACAGUAUCAUUUAAUGGAUCAAUUGAUUUUGUUACUAAAUCAAGAACAAAAAUUAUGCAAAAAUACAAUCAAGUAAGUUUUAAAACUAUUCCAUUAACUCCUGGUGAGUUUAUGAAAAUAAAUGAAAAAUUUACUGCAGAAUUAUAUAAAUUAGCCAACCAAUAUAAAGUUGAAAUUAUAAUAAAUAAUGAUAAAUCUUGUUUCUCCAAAACAAUUGCAGCUGGAAAUUAUGCAAUUCAUAUAUUGGGUAAUCAAGAUAAUAUUACUAUUACCGAGACAUCAACGAGAAUCUUAAUUGAUAAUUUAAUCAAUAAUAAUUAUUUGGAUUCAAUUGAUAUUGAAUUGUCAUUGAUUCCCAUUAUUGGUGGUAAACAAUUAGUUAAUUUUACUCAAAUUGCUAAACAAACUAAUUCUAAUAUUUAUAUUCCUGACUUAUUACCAAACUUAUUCAAUUCAAAGAUUUCCAGUAGAAAGUUAUGGAUUACAAGCAAAUCUAUUCCUGAAAUCUUAUUAACCAAACAAAUAUUAUCAAAGAUCAUAAAUGAUAAGAAACAGUUGAUGGUUAAAGAACUUGAUAUAACUAAAGUUAAAUUGGAUUUAAUUACAUUAUACAAUCAAAAUGAUAUCCUUAAUAUAAUGUUUAAUCAAGGUGUUUUCAUUCAAUUGCCUAACCUUGGAUCUAAGGAAGCUAGAAUUUUAAUUCAAGGUACUUCAUUAGAUGCUCUUAAUGAAGUCAUACUGGAGAUUAAUUUAAUCUGUUCAAAUUACUAUACUAUUCAAUUGAAUGGUAGUAAUAUUAAUAAUGAAUAUUUAUUAAUUCAAUUAUUAUCUCUGAAAAAGUCUUGUGUUAUUAACUCAACUAAAUACGGAUUAGAUAUCAAUGGAGAGUCGAGUGAAAUAAAACAAUUACUUUUAAAAAUGACUUCAUUGAAUAUGAGCUUUGAACAAAUCAAAUUAAGAAUAGAAUUAAACAAUUCACAAAGAGAUUUUAUUAGUGGUAAAAAGAAUGGGAAAUUAAUUAAAAUAUUGAAUCAAUUGAAUAAUCAAUUAUCUAUAAUUAAAUUCAAACCAUUUAAUGAGUAUAAUUUCUUUAUAGAUUUUGAAAUUAAUGAUACUACAUUUCAAAGUUUACUUCAAGGUUUGGAAUUACUUGAAUUAGAAUUACCAGCUGAAUUGAAAUUUAAUAUUCCAGAAGUCUUUCAUAAAUCAAUCAUUGGGAAUGGAGGUUCAAUAAUUCAAUCAAUUAUGAAAAAGUAUAAUGUUUUUAUUAAAUUUUCCAAUUCCAAUUUGAAUAGUAUAUCAAAUGAAGAGAUUUAUUCAUUUAGAAGACUUAAUAAUGUUUUAAUUAAAUGUCCAAGGAAGAAUGAAAAGAAUAUUGAAUUGGCAAAAUAUGAAAUUGAUCAAUUGGUAUUAAAGUGUUGUAUGAAUAACAUUAUGCCCAAUAAUAAUAAUAAUAAUAAUAAUAAUAAUAAUAAUACCAAUAUUACUAUUUAUAACACUUUAAAGUUCCAAUUAUUAAAGAGUCAUUAUUUAUUAUUAAUCAAUAAUAACAAGAUACAAGCUAUUAAUGAAAUGGAAAUUGAAACCAAUUCUUUUAUUAGUUUCCCUACUUCUAUUGAAGACUUUAAAUUUGAAAAUGGUAAUGGAAAUAGUUUAACUAUUGAUAUCAAAGGGGCAGACAGUAAGAUUAAGCUGUGUUUUACCAAAUUAAAAUCAGUCUUGCCUAGUAAUUACGAAUUCAAGAUAACUGCUAACCCAGGUAAAUUUGAAGAUAACUUUAAUGGAACUUUAAAACAAGAUUUUUAUGACAACAUAUCUAUACCUUUUAAAAUCUUAUUAGGGAUUGAAAUUCUUGUUAAUGAAGUUCCAUUAAAUGAAUCAGGUACUACAAAUUAUCAUCAAAUAUUACUUAGUUACUAUGAACAAGAUAAUUUAAAUGCUGCUAUUGAAUCAUUAACAAUUUAUUUAAGACAAAAGGGAUUUUUAAUCUUAGAAAAGGGUCAUUACGAUUUUGAUCCAUUAAUUGAGGAAACUCAACAUGCAUUAUCAAUACCAUUACAACCUAUUACUAAUACCAAUAAUAUUAAUAACAAUAAUAUACCUAUAGCUCAACCAAAAGCUAGAAAAAUCGUUACGAACUUUAACAUUGACGUUUCUCCGCAUAAAACUAACCAGUAUGUACAUUAUAUAUCAUAG